Molecule: messenger RNA, 1530 nt
Organism: Nezara viridula (southern green stink bug)
Lineage: Eukaryota; Metazoa; Arthropoda; Insecta; Hemiptera; Pentatomidae
Source: the annotation of a GenBank genome assembly
GUAAACUGAAGGGUAAUAAUAACGGGCGGGAGUCUAGUACUGGUUCUCAAUGUUUUUAUCGUUUAAUUUAAAUUACAGCUUUCGCCAAACAUCUAUAAAAACAAAUUAAAAUGGAAACUGAACCAGGGACAAUGGCUACAACUCUAAAAGAUGAGAAAGGUCCAUCGCACAAAAGGCAAUCCUCAAGUGACAAAAUAGUUUCUUUGUUACACAAAUUACCACAAUUAGGAGAAAUUUUCGAACUUCAUUACAAGGUUGGAGAAGGAACAUUCAGUAAUGUAUACUUGGCCACUUUCCGUGAAGUUCCCAAAGCUAAAUUUGCUGUGAAACAUCUGAUUCCUACUUGCCAUCCUUCAAGAGUCAUUAGAGAACUAAAAUGCAUGCAAGAAAUCGGAGGCGUUGAUAAUGUUGUUGGAAUAUAUAUGUGUCUACGGAUGAAUGAUUGCAUUACAUUCGUAAUGCCUUAUCAACACCAUGACAAGUUCACUUCCUACCUCUAUGAUAUGGAUAUAGAUGAAAUACGACUAUACAUUAGGGAACUUUGUGUUGCAUUGCGAAGAGUUCAUUCCUUUGGAGUCAUUCACAGAGAUGUUAAGCCUGGGAACUUUUUGUAUAAUAGAGCAAAGCGGAAGUUUUUGCUGGUUGAUUUUGGUCUAGCACAAAAGGUUGGAGAAUGGUCAACAGACUCUUCAAAGAAACGUAAAAGAUGUAGUGAAGGGGAAAAUAAAGAACCUGCCGAAGUACAAGAACAAAAUGCCAAAAGAAUAUGUUUAAAGGAAAGACCUAGCGAAAUAAAACGAGCGCCACUUCAUGCAUGCAACGAGAAUAUUUCAUUUAUCAGGUCAUUUUCUCAGGUUUGUAAAGAAGCAAGACCCAAUUUAACAAAUAGGUGUGAAUGUGAUAGAAAGGCACGAGUGUGUAAUACAUGUUUGUCUCGGAAAGGUGGAAGUGCACCAAGAGCUGGUACACCAGGGUUUAGGGCUCCUGAGGUUUUGCUGAAAUCUCAUGACCAGACAACGGCUGUUGACAUGUGGGCCGUAGGUGUUAUACUUUUGUGUCUGUUAAGCAGAACAUAUCCCUUCUUCAGAGCACCUGAUGAUGUGACUGCUCUUGCUGAAAUGAUCACGGUUUUUGGUUCUGAAGAAAUCAAAAGCAUCGCAACCAAGCUUGGACGUCAUGUUGUAUGUUCUGAAACUUGUAAACCAUUGGAUCUUCGCGAAGCCUGUAAAUUUCUAAGAGAGAGAAGAAGACGUAUUAGCAACCCAGUUGAUAUUGAUAUUCCAGAUGAAGCUUUUUCUCUUCUGUAUAGGCUCCUAGAUCUUGACCAUACGUCUAGAAUAACAGCAGAGGAAACAUUAUCACAUCCGUUUUUAGCAAAACCUUGACCUGUCUGAGAAUAUGCCCAUCAUUGGCAAAAUAUCUACCUCAAAUGGAGUAAUAUAUAUGUAUGUAACAGGAUCGUUUCUUUAUUUUGAAGUAGGUGCCAUUUAAUUAAUAUAAAUGUUACACUAUUGUGAGUUUUCAUGUGAG